Messenger RNA from Thyridium curvatum, 1008 nucleotides. RefSeq lists its product as uncharacterized. Gene Ontology annotation, cellular component: endoplasmic reticulum membrane. The record is from RefSeq and is a predicted model, not a curated record. Gene Ontology annotation, biological process: protein folding. NCBI's taxonomy places the organism in Eukaryota, Fungi, Ascomycota, Sordariomycetes, Thyridiales, Thyridiaceae. The transcript is spliced from 3 exons. Bases 1 to 1008 code for a protein of 335 amino acids.
AUGGGCUUCGGCGACUUCACCAGCCUCUGCCACACGGCGCCGCUGCCGUUGUGUGCUUCCAUCGGCCCCAUCACCUCCAUCUCGAGCGGCGUGGGCAUCGAGCCUGACUGCUACGCUCGCAACAUCGAGCUCGCCAACACAAUCAUCUUUCAGGGCGCUGCCAGUUUCAUGCACAUUGUCGCCCUAGUCAUGACCGUUGUUAUGAUUCUGCACGUCCGUGGAAAGUUCACGGCUGUUGGACGCAAGGAAAUCACCACCUUUUUCUAUCUCUACAUGCUCCUGAGUUUCCUAUCGUUGGUCGUCGACGCUGGUGUCGUGCCACCCGGCUCCUCACCAUACCCAUACUUCGUCUCCAUCCAGAACGGCCUCUCCUCCGCCAUGAUCACCUGCCUCAUGAUCAACGGGUUCGUCGGCUUCCAGCUGUACGAGGAUGGCACUCCCCUGUCCCUGUGGAUGAUGCGGCUGUGCUCCUUCGCCGCCUUUGUCAUAUCCUUCCUCGUGUCUCUGGCCACGUUCAAGUCGUGGGCGGGCCUGGGCCCUACCAACACGGUCGGCCUCUUCACCGUCCUGUACCUGCUCAACGGCGUGCAGCUCGUCAUCUACGUCGCUCUGCAGAUUCUGUUGGUCGUCAGGACGCUGCAGGACAGAUGGCCCCUCGGUGACAUUGCCUUUGGCGUCUUCUUCUUCAUCGCCGGUCAGGUCAUCCUCUACGCCUUCAGCUCGACCAUCUGUUCCGCAAUCAGCCAUUACCUCGACGGCUUGUUCUUUGCGACGACCUGCAAUCUGCUAGCCGUCAUGAUGGUCUACAAGUACUGGGACUCCAUCACCAAGGAGGAUCUCGAGUUUUCCGUCGGCACCAGAAUGAACAACUGGGAAGUCAAGGAGCUCCUGCCCGAGGAAGAUCGCCGCGCAACCAUCUACACCGAGGAUCCGUAUGGCCACUCGAGCGCGUACGACCAUCCCUAUUCGCCGUCACCGACUGCCAACCGCUACUCGUCCAAGUAUUGA